AUGGCAAGUUUGCGGGGUCGAGACAAAGGCUGGUCGGAGGCCCCCGCGGAGCGGCGCGUGUCGAGCUGUUCGAUCUACAUCACUUGCCUCGUUGUAGGCAGCGAUAUCGUGUGUCGGCGCGGUGCGCUAUGGCGUGGGCGACGCGACAUACGACACCGUGCGCCCGGCGCGGCCCGCGCCGCCAGCCAGCAUUGUGAGCGCCAUUCACCCGCCGCCCGCCACCGGCUCAUAUUCGAUUGCAGUGUUUUAAGUAUUCGAUUGCCCAUGCCGAUAUUAAAGGGUUCCCAAGAAGUACGUGCAGGCGGGCGAUGGUGCGCAACCGCAGCAUCUCACCUGCGCUCGCGUCGCCGCAACGCCGGAACUACGUGCCGAUUCGCCUGUCGCGCCCGUCUGACUGUACACCUCCUUAUAGGAAAAGGGGAAAGAGAUUACUUAGGAUUCCAUGAACUGGAAAAUCUUUUA
Messenger RNA from Brenthis ino (lesser marbled fritillary), 462 nucleotides. The record is from the annotation of a GenBank genome assembly. Lineage: Eukaryota; Metazoa; Arthropoda; Insecta; Lepidoptera; Nymphalidae.